CUCUGCAAUUUAUUUCCUCCAAAUCGUCGAAAGAGCAAAUAAGUUUUAAAGCAUUAACCGGCAAAGAAAACAAAACCCUAAACCCUAGCCUUCCAAUCCAAUUUUUUUUUUCUGGGCAGAACUUAAAACAGCUAUAGUUGACUAUUUGGGUUUUCAAUUCUUCAAAUAUCUCUGUUCCUUGUUUGUAGUUGUUUGAAACCUAAAAGUAAGAUAGCAAAAUGGAGGGAUUACUGAAAUUUGUACGUCAGGACACGAAGCCAGGGGCUUCCUUGUCUGGUAAUUCUUACAACUUAAGCGAAAAGGCUGGAUUAACUGCAGCUUUAUCUCCCCCGGACCAGUCUCGUGUUUUGAUCACCAGGCCUCCCAGGCAAAUGGUUUCUCUGUGGACUUGCUCAAAGAUGUGUGCAAUUUUCUUUGUUGCUGGAAUUGUUGUUGGGUACACGCUGAAGAAACGUGUUAGGAGAUGGGCUGCUAAGCUUCUUAGGAGGUUGAAAGAUGACUGACGCAGUAAAAACCCUUUUGUAUGUCAUACAACUGAUAGAGCUGCCUAUGCUUGUCUGUGUCUCAUGCCAAUGACAUCCUAUUAACAUUCUAACAUUUUGCAAGUUGCUCAUUGAUACAUGUAUAAGUUAUUUGCAGGCUAUUUCCCCCCCUAUAUAACACCGGUAAUCUCUGUUGUUGUGGGCUUUAUUCAUCAAAUCAUAUUCAAGUAUGCAGCCCUAGAA
Populus trichocarpa (black cottonwood) is the source of this 725-nucleotide messenger RNA. RefSeq lists its product as uncharacterized. The record is from RefSeq and is a predicted model, not a curated record. NCBI's taxonomy places the organism in Eukaryota, Viridiplantae, Streptophyta, Magnoliopsida, Malpighiales, Salicaceae. The transcript has 2 exons. The coding region runs from base 219 to 503 and encodes 94 amino acids.